AAACCAUGUUCUUGGAGGUUGGUUUCGUGGUUUUGAUAUAAUCUCCUCCCUCAUCGCAUUUUCAAUAUCCAGGGCCUCGGAGGAGAUCACCAGUCUUUAGCAAGUCGAUCGUCUGCCCAUGGUUGACUCCAGGCUCCAGCAUCUUCGACAAAGUCUGCAAAAGCGCCUCCCUUCUACAAUGUCGCCGUCUCGGAGGAGAUAUGGUGUUUUCAGCAAGUCGAUCUGCGGAAGAGACGGGGGUGGAGGAACAGGAGAGGAGGAGGAGGUCCGCAAAAAUUGGGGAUAUCUCUUUAUCUUUUUUUGGAUUAUUUUGUUUUUUAUAUUACAGGUGGCAUUUUUCUUUUAAUUUUAUAUUCCAAUCUGGGAAAUAUGUCACAGUUCAGCAAUUUGAAACGUUAUUUUUUUUUUCAAGGACCACCUACGUAGGUUUCCCCGUAACAUAACUAGAAGCGGAAACAAUCAAAAUUAGGUUUCCCCUCCCGCCGUACCAUAUUCCUUUGCAGCCGCGAAUUGCCGUCCGGGACUUCAUUGGAGUCGACCGGUCUUUGUAUUUGCAUUGUAGUGUUCGAUUCAUUGAAUCUCCUACUUAGUCAUUCGCAACUCUCUAGCAUUCAGAAGUUUUUUUUUCAGUAGCUACAGAAGUUCAAAGGCGUUGAGAAGAUGGGCAAAGCAUCUCGGGACAAGAGGGAUAUCUAUUAUCGAAAGGCAAAAGAAGAAGGUUGGCGUGCGCGAAGUGCCUUUAAGCUCCUGCAGAUAGAUGAGGAAUUCAAUAUAUUUGAUGGGGUUAAGCGAGUGGUGGAUUUAUGUGCUGCUCCUGGUAGCUGGAGUCAGGUUUUGAGCCGUAAAUUAUAUCUUCCAGCAAAGCUUGUACCUGAUUCAAAGGAUAAAGAUCAUCCCCUUAUUGUGGCUAUUGAUUUGCAACCCAUGGCUCCAAUUGAAGGUGUCAUUCAGGUGCAGGGUGAUAUAACCAAUGCCCGAACUGCAGAAGUGGUUAUUAGACACUUUGAUGGCUGCAAGGCUGACCUCGUUGUAUGUGAUGGUGCUCCUGAUGUUACUGGUCUUCAUGACAUGGAUGAAUUUGUUCAGUCCCAACUCAUACUGGCUGGUUUAACAAUUGUCACACAUGUCCUUAAAGAAGGUGGGAAAUUUAUUGCGAAGAUAUUUCGCGGAAAAGAUACAAGUCUUCUGUAUUGCCAGCUGAAACUGUUUUUCCCCAUAGUGACUUUUGCAAAACCAAAAAGCAGCCGCAAUUCAAGCAUAGAGGCAUUUGCGGUUUGUGAGAAUUAUUCCCCCCCUGAAGGAUUCAAUCCUAAAGACGUGCAUCGCCUGCUGGAAAAGAUUGGGAGUCCUUCUGGAGUCGAUGAUCUGGAUUGUAGUAGUGGGUGGUUGGAAGGUCCGAACAAGGUGUAUAUCCCAUUUCUAGCGUGUGGAGACCUCAGUGGGUAUGAUUCUGACCGGUCAUACCCACUGCCAAAAGUUACUGAGGGAACUUACCAGAGCUUGGAUCCUGUACAGCCCCCAAUUGCCCCUCCUUAUAAAAGAGCCCUUGAAUUGAAGAAAGCUUCCAGUCACGGUACCCGAGAGCUUGAAAAGCUCUCCUUGGAUUCUUGAUGGUCAGAAAUAAUUAUUGUUUCUAUAUGGAAUAAACUAUUUAUAAUUCUUGUGCACAUUUUAUUGCGAACGCUAUGUUGUAGGGCUUUGCUUCCCUUCGUAAGCACUUCCCUUUGUCAGAUAUUAUUAUUAGAAGAAAUGUGUAUUAAGCAUAUUUUUUAGUUCACAUGCUCUCCUUGUGGCAAUAGUUUCUAACUAUAAUCUGCAGAAACUGAGUUUGAUCUUUAUGAAGAGGAAGAAGAUUUCAAGAAUUCAAAUGCAAUCUUCUACAUAUUCAGCUCGUUGAGAGACAUUUCAUCUGCUAAAGAUUUCGAUCUUGCCAAACUAGCUGAAGAGACUUUGCUGGAAGACCUCCUUCUCAUGGAAACACACCGUAGAGCAUUUCUUUUAAUUGGAAAGUUGGAAACAAAUUCGAGUUGGAAAGUUGUGUUAGAUGCAUUUCUUUUAAUAGGGUUGUAUUAGCCAAUAGGCCCCAACCUUUCAUGUGCUAUGCAUUAUAGAUCAAGUAAUUGAGAAGCCAUGUGAUAUGGCUUUGGA
Tripterygium wilfordii is the source of this 2148-nucleotide messenger RNA. RefSeq names its product putative tRNA (cytidine(32)/guanosine(34)-2'-O)-methyltransferase. NCBI's taxonomy places the organism in Eukaryota, Viridiplantae, Streptophyta, Magnoliopsida, Celastrales, Celastraceae. Gene Ontology annotation, molecular function: tRNA methyltransferase activity. Gene Ontology annotation, cellular component: cytoplasm. Gene Ontology annotation, biological process: cytoplasmic translation; tRNA methylation. Bases 661 to 1611 code for a protein of 316 amino acids. The record is from RefSeq and is a predicted model, not a curated record. The transcript is spliced from 12 exons.